UCUCGGGCGGCGGGAAGUGGCGGCGGGAGAAUGGAGGCGCAGGAGAGCGGAGGUGGCAGUGGCGAGUGCGGGGCCCAGGACACCGACCCGGCCCCCAGCAAAGCCCCCGGCAGCGCCGGCCAGUACGAGCUGCCAUGGGUUGAAAAAUAUAGACCAGUAAAGCUGAAUGAAAUUGUCGGGAAUGAAGACACAGUGAGCAGGCUGGAGGUCUUUGCAAGAGAAGGGAACGUGCCCAAUAUCAUCAUUGCUGGCCCCCCGGGAACCGGCAAAACUACCAGCGUCCUGUGUUUGGCCCGAGCCCUGCUGGGCCCGGCCUUCAAGGACGCCGUUUUGGAGCUCAAUGCCUCAAACGACAGGGGCAUUGACGUUGUGAGGAACAAAAUCAAAAUGUUUGCGCAACAGAAAGUCACCCUUCCCAAAGGGCGACACAAGAUCAUCAUCCUGGAUGAAGCCGACAGCAUGACUGAUGGAGCCCAGCAAGCCUUGAGGAGAACCAUGGAAAUCUACUCCAAAACGACCCGCUUCGCUCUUGCUUGUAAUGCUUCGGAUAAAAUCAUAGAGCCCAUUCAGUCCCGGUGCGCUGUCCUCCGCUACACCAAGCUGACCGACGCCCAGAUUCUUGCCAGGCUGCUGAGCGUCAUCGAGAAGGAGGAGGUGCCGUACACAGACGAUGGCCUGGAAGCCAUCCUCUUCACCGCACAGGGCGACAUGAGGCAGGCGUUGAACAACUUGCAGUCCACCUUCUCGGGAUUCGGCUUCAUCAACAGUGAGAACGUGUUCAAGGUGUGUGACGAGCCCCACCCCUUGCUGGUGAAGGAGAUGAUACAGCACUGUGUGAGCGCCAGUAUCGAUGAGGCCUACAAGAUCCUCGCUCACCUGUGGCAUCUUGGCUAUUCCCCAGAAGACAUCAUUGGCAACAUUUUUCGAGUGUGUAAAACCUUCCAAAUGGCAGAAUACUUGAAACUGGAGUUUAUUAAGGAAAUUGGAUACACUCAUAUGAAAAUAGCGGAAGGCGUGAACUCCCUUCUGCAGAUGGCAGGGCUCCUGGCCAGGCUGUGUCAGAAGACAAUGGCCCCGGUCGCCAGUUAGAGCAGAGAACUCAUUCGCUGGGUUAUGAGUCCUCGUCACUGAGAGGCAGGAGCCACAGCCUUCUGAUUUGGAAAAAGUGCUGCCCUGGACGGCCCUGGGGUGCAUCUUCCUGGCCGUCACCUUGCUUCCAGGACGUCUCCCCUGCUCCGCAGCCUCAGACUCGUGGUGGGGUGACGGCACGGAAAGGCCCCCGAGACCCUCCGGGGCCCAGUACUUGAUCUGUGCACGUGUUGGCCUUUUAGUAAUAAAGCCGUCCAGCUUUGUCAGCAGAAAGGUGGCAGUGCAAAGCCACAAGGAAAGCUGGCUUCCUGUCUCUGUGUGUACGCCCCUAGCGUCCUACAGGUAGAAAGGUGAUUUCGAUAAUAGACUGGACAGGCUAAUCUCAAUUUUUCUGGAAGCCUAGGGGACAAUCCCACAGGGUGAGGCAGGGUUUGGUGUAAUUUAUCAGCUUCUCAGAGCAGCCCGGGGCCCUGAGCCCUUCAGAAAGGACUUGGCAAGAAUCACGGAGGAGGAUGGCGCAGACAGGCCUAGGGGACCCUCCCACCAGGUCGCCUUUUCUGUGCAAACGGGUGUACUCAUUUGCUUUAGAAUUUCCCAGU
This is a messenger RNA of Kogia breviceps (pygmy sperm whale), 1688 nucleotides long. RefSeq names its product replication factor C subunit 2 (gene RFC2). NCBI's taxonomy places the organism in Eukaryota, Metazoa, Chordata, Mammalia, Artiodactyla, Physeteridae. Gene Ontology annotation, biological process: DNA repair; DNA-templated DNA replication. Gene Ontology annotation, molecular function: DNA clamp loader activity; ATP binding; DNA binding. The record is from RefSeq and is a predicted model, not a curated record. Gene Ontology annotation, cellular component: nucleus; DNA replication factor C complex.